Lolium perenne is the source of this 2078-nucleotide messenger RNA. RefSeq lists its product as uncharacterized. The record is from RefSeq and is a predicted model, not a curated record. Gene Ontology annotation, molecular function: protein binding. Lineage: Eukaryota; Viridiplantae; Streptophyta; Magnoliopsida; Poales; Poaceae.
CGGCUGGUUGGGUUGGGCCGUCCGGGAAUUCCCAACCGAUUUUUCGCAGCUCAGGCGACCCCCACGCCGCCGUUUUUCCCGUCGGCAGCCGCUACACGGCGGCGACUCCAACCCGUUCCCCGCCGCCGGCCGCCACCCUUCCUAGCUCCAUCUGACGCGCUAUCCCCAAAUCCAAAUCCCUCCUCCGUCGACCUCAAAGAAACAAACCCCUCCUCCUUCAUGGACCACGCCGGCGACGAGGAGGCCGCCCCCAACUCGAAGCGGGCGAAGCUCGCCGUGACCGGCAGCGAGGACCACCUGAGCGCGUUGCCCGACGACGUCCUUAUCCACAUCCUUCUCAAGCUCCGCGACACGGCCUUCGCUGCUCGGACCAGCAUCCUCUCUCGCCGCUGGCGCCGCGUGUGGACCCUCCUCCCGGAGAUCCACUUCUCGGACGCCACGGACCCUCGCCGCAUACGCCCCGCCCUCGCCGCCAACGAGGCGCCGGCCAUCCUCCACCUAGCCGCCGUCGCCCAGGACGCCUCGCCCUAUUCCGUGGCGGCCUGGCUCCAAACCGUGGCGCCCCGCCUCUCCGGGGAUCUGAUCUUUCGCAACAUCAUACAUAGCAGUAGCACGUCUGAAGAAAGAGGCGGCUUCGAGCUCCCAUGCUUCCACAACGCCACCUCCAUCAGGCUCAGCCUAGGGUUUCUUGGCCUCACCAUGCCGGCUUCUGGCGUUUUCGCUCACCUCAUCGAUCUCUGCCUGGAUCACGUCUGGAUAUACAGCCCAGAUCGACUCGCCGACGUUAUUUCUUCGCGGCGGUGCCCAGCGCUGCAGAGACUGGCCAUCCGUGAUGCCAGAUGCAUGGGCAACGUCGCCAUCCACUCGGGGUCCCUCCGGCAGAUGGAGCUGAGGAAUCUGAAAGGCUUCAACAGAUUGACCAUCCACUCAGAGUCUCUGCUCAAAAUGGAGCUGAGUGAUCUGCGUAACCAUCAGCUGCUAACUGUCACAGCGCCAUCGCUUGAAGAGCUAACUUUGAGCUCCUGCAUUCUCGGCGGUCACGGUAUGAGUCUGCUGGUCUCAAGCAUCUCAGCUCCUCAGCUAUUGGUGCUCAAGUGGAAGAAGAAUACUUGGCAUCCAAAAUAUGUCGAACUUGGUGAGAUGACGCAUCUCCAUUGCCUGGACAUCGAUGUUUUUCUUCAAUACGGAACGGAUGACUUUAUGGAUGACACCGAUUUCCUGAUGGAUGAUGACAUCGGUUUCCUGAUGGAUGACGUUAUUAUGUACAAUACCGACACCCUGAUGCUGUUGCAGCGCUUCAAGGUCAUACACAAGCUAAACCUCAGAGUGGACUAUCUGCCGUGCAUGCGUGUCAAUGAAUACUUGAUGGAGGACAUAACAAGGCUCCCUGACAUUACAUUCUUGUCCAUUGUUAUAACGGCACACGCACAUUCCUUUGGAGCCUGCUUGUUCCAUGUCCUCAGGAUGUGUACUGGUGUAAGAAAACUGGCGCUUGAUACUCCUGGCCACUUUGACGAAGCCUGCCCAUCAGAUUGCCCUUGUGGUCAGCCACCAAACUGGAAAUCUGAGGAGCUCAUGCUGGAUUGCCUCCAAGAAGCAGAAAUCAGUAACCUGAGAGGAACUGAACAUGAACUUGCUUUCAUGGAGCGGUUGUUCAGCUGGGCAACGGUGCUAAAGCAGAUGACAGUAACUUUCGACGAGUCAAUCACUGAAAGCAGGGACAUUAAGGAGUUCUGCCAGAAGUUACUGAGCUUCUCCCCGCCAGAGGUAUGUAUGGGAUUCUUCGUGUACCGCCAUUCCGAGAAGAUUUUGUAUGUUCCAGUAGACUAGGACUCUGACACUGGUAGCUCAUAUUCUUUUGGGAGCAAGGUUCAACUGUUCCUGUUCCUGUUUGUUGAGUAAUUGACAUGUCAGGUCUGAAAGUAAAACUAAUUCUCAUGUCCUGUAUUGUCCAUCUUCGUUUCUAGAAUAACGGUAACAUGUACUGCGAUCAGUUCCUGAUGUUAGCAGCUCUACCUCUCAUCCAAACGAACACUGUGAUCUCUAGGGGAAUCACAAUUUGCCACAUGCCAUUGAAA